Messenger RNA from Mustela lutreola (European mink), 1575 nucleotides. It is a transcript of the gene MYADML2, whose product is annotated as myeloid associated differentiation marker like 2. Gene Ontology annotation, cellular component: membrane. The record is from RefSeq and is a predicted model, not a curated record. Bases 307 to 1230 code for a protein of 307 amino acids. NCBI's taxonomy places the organism in Eukaryota, Metazoa, Chordata, Mammalia, Carnivora, Mustelidae. The transcript has a single exon.
UCCUGGCAGGGGCUUGGCAGCGGGAUGCAGGGGUCAGAUGACCCUCCGGGAUGGGGACAGACACACCAGGCUGCUAUUCCAGGGCUCCAAUCAUGACCACCUAUUUAUAGAGCCGGGGUGCUUGGCCCGCCCCGCGCAGGCAGCGGAGAGGCAGCCGUGCUGCAAAGUCAGGCGGAGUCGGCGUCAUCGUCCCUGCUGCCGGCAGCCGCACCUGUCCCAGCCGCCACCGCAGAGAGAGGGGCCUCGGCCCCACAGAGACACCGGGGCCCCAGGGGAACCGCACCAGGCAAGGACUAGGCCGGCCAGAUGGGCAGCGCCAUGGAGCCCCCCGGGGGGGGGUAUCUGCACCUAGGUGCUGUGACAUCCCCUGUGGGCACGGCCCGAGUCCUGCAGCUGGCCUUUGGCUGCACAACCUUCAGCCUCGUGGCCCACCGGGGAGGCUUCGCGGGCGUCCAGGGCACCUUCUGCAUGGCUGCCUGGGGCUUCUGCUUCGCCCUCUCCGGCCUUGUGGUGGCCUGCGAGUUCACCCGGCUGCACAGCUGCCUGCACCUGUCCUGGGGCAACUUUACGGCGGCCUUCGCCAUGCUAGCCACGCUGCUGUCCGCCACGGCCGCCGUCCUCUACCCCCUGUACUUCGCCCGGCUGCAGUGCCCCCCCGAGCCCGCAGGCUGCACGACCAGGGACUUCCGCCUGGCAGCCAGCGUCUUUGCGGGGCUCCUCUUCCUGGCCUAUGCCGUGGAGGUAGCCCUGACCCGGGCCCGGCCGGGCCAGGUGGCCAGCUACAUGGCCACGGUCUCGGGGCUCCUCAAGAUCGUCCAGGCCUUCGUGGCCUGCAUCAUCUUUGGGGCCCUGAUCUACGACAGCCGCUACGGGCGCUACGUGGCCACCCAGUGGUGUGUGGCCGUCUACAGCCUGUGCUUCCUGGCCACGGUGGCUGUGGUGGCCCUGAGCGUGACGGGCCACACAGGGGGUCUGGGAUGCCCCUUCGACCGUCUGGUGGUGGUGUACACCUUUCUAGCCGUGCUCCUCUACCUCAGCGCAGCUGUGAUCUGGCCUGUCUUCUGUUUCGACCCCAAGUACGGGGAGCCCGGGCGGCCCCCCGACUGCCCCCGAGGCAGCUGCUUCUGGGACAGCCAGCUGGUGGUGGCCACCUUCACCUACGUCAACUUGCUCCUGUAUAUCGCCGACCUCGCCUACUCCCAGAGGAUCCGCUUCGUGCCCAGCCUGUAGCUGCCUGCCCACCCGUGCUCUCCAGGGGCUCCAGGCACCAUGAGGGGGACCCAGGUGAACCAAGACCCCCAGGAAGCAAGCCAGAGGGAGGCAACCGGCAGAACCGCUCCCAGAUUUCUGGCCAGGCUUGGGGAGGGGGGAGGGGAGGCAGAGGGACAGAAGGCCCUGAGGAGGCCACAGGAAAGUGUCCUCCCCCCGGCAGCUCCUAGCCCUUGUCCCUGUCUGUCUCUCUCUGUGUAUCUCUCUUAUCUCUGUCUGUAUCUCUCUCUCUCUGUCUCCCUCCAUUUGCUGGCCCUCCCUGGUCCAGUGCCACCCACCGUUAACAAGAGAAGCCUUUGAACUGGG